AUGGAAAAAGACAACAACGUCAGUUCUUCUGACGUCAAGCUAGACUACAGAAUACGCCUUGGAGAGACACUGGAGGUUCAGGAUGGAGACAGCUUGGCCAUAUCACCAUCGGAGUCCAGGGAGGUCUUGAGAAAGAUCGAUUUCUGCGUGAUUCCAUUGAUGGGAUUCUGCUACCUACUGCAAUACAUGGACAAAUUGGCCCUUAGUUCGGCGACUCUGUUGGGGCUGCUGCGGGAUUUGGACCUCCACGGCUCCCAAUACUCCUGGUGCUCGGCCAUUUUCUAUUUCGGCUACCUCACGUGGAGCUGGCCCAGCUCCUACCUCAUUGUCCGGUUUCCCACGGGGAAAUACAUCGCCAUGACUGUGUGUUUAUGGGGCGGCGUUCUCAUGUGCCACGGUGCAGUUCACGACUUUGGGGGACUCAUGGCGGCACGUUUCUUCCUGGGUGUGGGUGAGGCAGCCGUCGCCCCCGGAUUUGCCUUGAUCACAGGCAUGUUUUACACGCGCAAAGAACAACCUCUGCGACAAGGUGCUUGGUUUGCAGGAAAUUCGCUCGCAAACAUUUUUGGUGGCCUGGUCGCAUACGGCAUCGGUCAGAUCCAGACGUCAUCCCUUGCGGACUGGCGUCUACUCUUCCUCAUCCUCGGUGGUAUUACUUCGGCUUACGCUUUCGUUCUAUACCUGUUCCUCCCGGAUUCGCCAGAUAAAGCCGUGUUCCUAGACGAAAAGCAGCAGCAAAUUGCUCUGAGGCGCACGAUCGAGACCAAGACCGGUCUCCUGGACAACGAUAACUUCGUUCCGAACCAGGUUAUCGACGCCCUGACCGACCCGCCGCUGUGGCUCUUGGUUCUCUAUACUGUCUCGGUCAAUCUGGCCAACGGUGGAUUAACCAGCUUUGGAGCACUUGUCAUCAAAGGAUUCGGCUUUUCAGACCUUAAAGCCCUUCUCAUUCAGAUGCCUAUCGGGGUGUCGCAGCUCAUUUUUCUCCUCUUGACUUCGAGCUUCGCCACUCUCCUUCCGUCGGCCCGGCUGGUGCUCAUGAUAAUUAACACUCUCACCUCCAUGGUAGGCAUGACCAUGGUAUACGAAUGCAAAGGUCGCGCGGCGCGUAUGGCCGGGUUGUGUCUGGCAAGCGUCUUCGCGGCCAAUGUUCCCCUUUCUUUGAGUUUGAUCAGUUCCAACGUCGGCGGUUUCACCAAGCGGUCCGUUACGAGCGCAACCUUGUUUGUCGCCUACUGCGUGGGCAACAUCGCGGGCCCACAAUUCUUCCAGUCCAGCCAGGCUCCUAGAUAUCCAACCGGCCUCAGGGCAUCGCUUUCGGGGUUAGCCUUUGGCACCUGGUUUCUUGCUUGUCUUCGUGUGUAUUACCUCUGCGAGAACGCACGAAGGAACAAGCGUUACGGACAAAGCCAGAGACUGAGCGUGCAUGAGGCACUGCGAGAAGAUCUGUCGGGUAAGACGGACCAGCAACUGCCUGAUUUCCGAUAUGUGAUUUGA
Molecule: messenger RNA, 1497 nt
Organism: Cladophialophora psammophila CBS 110553
Lineage: Eukaryota; Fungi; Ascomycota; Eurotiomycetes; Chaetothyriales; Herpotrichiellaceae
Exons: 7
Coding region: 1-1497 (498 amino acids)
Biological process (GO): tripeptide transport; dipeptide transport; transmembrane transport
Cellular component (GO): plasma membrane
Molecular function (GO): allantoate transmembrane transporter activity; dipeptide transmembrane transporter activity
Source: RefSeq, a predicted model, not a curated record